This is a messenger RNA of Pocillopora meandrina, 4298 nucleotides long. The record is from the annotation of a GenBank genome assembly. Lineage: Eukaryota; Metazoa; Cnidaria; Anthozoa; Scleractinia; Pocilloporidae.
AUGAAUAACGCAGAAGAAAUCCUAAAAUCAAUCCAGAUAGGUUUAAAUGUCGCCAUAUUUCUUCGCAACACUGAUCGUGGCCUACGAGCGACUGAUUUAUUUAGUGAAUGUGCGAUUCUACUUCAAAUCCUUGGAAAUGUGUUUCAUUCCCUUGGGGAAUAUCAGAAGGCUAAAGAAUAUCACGAGAAAGCACUUGUCAUCGCGAAAGAAAUUGGUGACAGAGAUGGAGAAAGAACAGCAUACGGGAACCUCGGAUCUGUAUAUCAUUCCCUUGGCGAACAUCAGAAGGCUAAAGAAUAUUACGAGAAAGCACUUGCCAUCGCGAUAGAAAUUGGCGACAGAAAUAGAGAAGAAACAGUAUACGGGAAACUCGGUAAUGUGUUUCAUUCCCUUGGCGAACAUCAGAAGGCUAAAGAAUAUCACGAGAAAGCACUUGCCAUCGCGAUAGAAAUUGGCGACAGAAAAAAUGAAGGAAGAACAUACGCUAACCUAGGAGCUGUGUUUCAUUCCUUUGGCGAAUAUCAGAAGGCUAAAGAAUAUCACGAGAAAGCACUUGCCAUCGCGAUGGAAAUUGGCGACAGAAAUGUAGAAGGAACACUUAACAUGAACCUCGGAUGUGUGUUUCAUUCCCUUGGCGAACAUCAAAAGACUAAAGAAUAUUACGAGAAAGCACUUGCCAUCGCGAUAGAAAUUGGCGACAGAAAUGGAGAAGGAACAAGUAACAGGAUACUCGGAAAUGUGUGUUAUUCCCUUGGCGAACAUCAGAAGGCUAAAGAAUAUUACGAGAAAGCACUUGCCAUCGCGAUAGAAAUUGGCGACAGAAAAGGAGAAGGAUCAGUAUACGGGAACCUCGGAAAUUUGUUUUAUUAUCACGAGAAAGCACUUGCCAUCGCGAUUUUCAGAAAAGAAGAAGGAAGAAUAUCCCUCGGAUCUGUGUUUUUGUUCCCUUGGCGAACAUCAAAGGCUAUAGAAUGUUGCCGAAAGCACUUGCCAUCGCGAUAGAAAUUGGCGACAGAAAUGAAAAAAAGAGCCUCGGAGAUGAACAAUUUCAAAAGGCUAAAGAAUAUCACGAAAAGCCUCGGAUAGAAAUUGGCGACAGAAAAGAAGAAGGAAGAAGUAAUGUGACCCUCGGAUGUGUGUUUCAUUCCCUUGGCGAAUUUCAGAAGGCUAAAGAAUAUUACGAGAAAGCACUUGCCAUCGCGAUAGAAAUUGGCGACAGAAAUGGAGAAAGAACACAUUACGAGAGCCUCGGAGAUGUGUUUGUUUCUUUUGGCGAAUUUCAAAAGGCUAAAGAAUAUCACGAGAAAGCACUUGCCAUCGCGAUAGAAAUUGGCGACAGAAAAGAAGAAGGAAGAAGUAAUGUGACCCUCGGAUCUGUGUUUUGUUCCCUUGGCGAACAUCAGAAGGCUAUAGAAUAUUGCGAGAAAGCACUUGCCAUCGCGAUAGAAAUUGGCGACAGAGAAGUUGAAGGAAGAAGUAAUAGGUUCCUCGGACAUGUGUUUCAUUCCCUUGACGAACAUCUGAAGGCUAUAGAAUAUCACGAGAAAGCACUUGCCAUCGCGAUAGAAAUUGGCGACAGAGAAGUUGAAGGAAGAAGUAAUAGGUUCCUCGGACAUGUGUUUCAUUCCCUUGACGAACAUCUGAAGGCUAAAGAAUAUCACGAGAAAGCACUUGCCAUCGCGAUAGAAAUUGGCGACAGAGAUGGAGAAGGAACAAGUAACGAGACCCUCGGAUGUGUGUUUCAUUCCCUUGGCGAACAUCAGAAGGCUAAAGAAUAUCACGAGAAAGCACUUGCCAUCAAGAUAGAAAUUGGCGACAGAGAUGGAGAAGGAAGCAGUAACGAGAACCUCGGAACUGUGUUUCAUUCCCUUGGCAAACAUCAGAAGGCUAAAAAAUAUUUCGAGAAAGCACUUGCCAUCGCGAUAGAAAUUGGCGACAGAAGUAGAGAACGAAAAGUAUGCAGGGACCUCGGAAUCGUGUUUAAUUUCCUUGGCGAGUAUCAGAAGGCUAAAGAAUAUCACGAGAAAGCACUUGCCAUCGCGAUAGAAAUUGGCGACAGAAAAGAAGAAGGAAAAAGUAAUGGGAAUCUCGGAACUAUGUACCAUUCCUUUAGCGAACAUCAGAAGGCGAAAGAAUAUUGCGAGAAAGCACUUGCCAUCACGAUAGAAAUUGGCGACAGAAAUGGAGAAGGAACAGUUUACGGGGACCUCGGAUGUGUGUUUUAUUCCCUUAGCGAUUUUCAGAGGGCUAAAGAAUAUUACGAAAAAGCACUUGCCAUCAUGAUAGAAAUUGGCGACAGAAGAGGAGAAGGAAGGAUAUAUGGGCACCUCGGAGAUGUGUUUGAUUCCUUUGGCGAAAAUCAGAAGGCUAAAGAAUAUUUCGAGAAAGCACUUGCCAUCGCGAUAGAAAUCAGCGACAGAAAUGGAGAAGGUGCAGGACACUUUAGGCUUGGAUAUUUUAAUCAUGAUACGCUUCGAAAAAAACGAGAAGCUGAAAAACAUUUCAACAAAGCAGUCGGCAUCAGUAUAGCAGUCAGUGACAGAAAUCUAGAAGCCAGGGCUACUGCAAAUUUGGCAUCUGUCUUUUUUUCUGUGAAUGACCAUCAGAAGGCAAAAGAACACUGCGAGAAGGCGCUUACCAUCAGCAGAGAAUGUGGUUGUAGAAGAGUCAAAGCAGAGAUCUACCGAGGCGUUGGGGUAAUAUUCCUAUUGCUUGGUGAAUGUGACAAGGCAGAAAAUUAUUUAGAGAAAGCUCUCUCCAUAAGCAGACAAAUUGGAGACAAAAUGUCUGAGUUUAACAGCCUUUGCUUUAUUACAAUGUUAAGGUUAUCGCAGUCGGGGUAUGUGGAGGCAGAGGAAUAUCUUUUCAAAUGUAUUGGAAAAUACGAACAAAUCAGAACUUUUCUGAAAGGGAACAGUGAAUUCCAAAUGUCUCUGUUAGAAGUACACGGUACUUUUCCCUACCGGUUACUCACUCGCUUGCUUUGCCGUACUGGAAAAUUUCAAGAUGCUCUCUAUGCUGAAGAGCUAGGACGAGCAAGAGUCCUUGCAGAAUUCAUGGCAGAGAAGUACGCCGUGGAAAGUCACAUCUCAGCUGAUCCACAGUCAUGGUCCGGAAUUGAAAACAUCGUGAAAAGAGAAAGUAACUGUGUUUCUUUGUACAUUUCGUAUGAAGAACGGAGAGUUCUUCUCUGGGUAUUGAAAGAAAAUGGAGAGCUAUGCUUUCGAGAAACAGACGAAGUGGAAGUAGACACUCUUAUUGAUGAGAAAGUUUGCGAUCUGGAAGGAAUUUUCAAAAAGAGCGCCGCCGGCUUUGGCGUUUUACCCGCAGCAAACUGCGAGGAUCGAUCCUUGGAUGACAACGUGAAGACAUCUCUUCAUGAUGAGAGCCGAGAAAAUUUGCGAGCUGACGAAACCAAAGAUACCGAAAGAAUUCAUCAUUUGUGCUACAAAUGGAUCAUCGCUCCAGUGGCAGAUUUACUUACAGAGCCCGAAAUCAUCAUUGUGCCAGAUCGUUUUUUGUACCGAGUCCCAUUUGCUUUAUUGCGUGAUGAACCGGCCGGAAAGUACUUAUCGGAGAAGUACAGAAUACGCAUUGUCCCUUCUCUGACGACUCUCCGGAUCAUACAAGAAAGUCCAGCGGACUACCACAGUCAAACAGAUGCACUAGUUGUAGGUGAUCCUACGGUCGGCGAAGUUUAUUACAAUGGACAUCUCACUGACAUUACACCAUUGUUCUGUGCACGUAAGGAAGCAGAGAUGGUUGGUGGACUGCUGGGCGUUCAGCCUUUGUUAGGAAGUCGCGCAACAAAGCAAGCGGUACUUCACGCAAUAACUUCCGUGAGUCUGAUACAUCUUGCCGCACACGGAAAUCCCAAAAGAGGGGAGAUUGCCCUCUCUCCUCAACGUACUUCUAACAUUACUCCACAAGAGGAAGACUACCUACUGACAAUGCCCGAAAUCCAAGGAGUGCAAGUGCGAGCUAAACUGGUAGUACUCAGCUGCUGUCACAGUGGGCGUGGCCUGGUUAAAAAGGAAGGAGUUAUUGGAAUCGCUCGGGCAUUCUUAGCAUCCGGUGCACGUUCAGUGUUGGUUGCAUCGUGGGCUGUAGAAGACGAAGCAACGGAGAAGCUCAUGAAACAUUUCUACAAACACCUUGUUCGUGGAGAAAGUGCCAGUGAAUCUCUUCACCAGGCCGUUCAAUGGUUGAGAAACAAUGGUUUCCCCAAACCUCGCCAAUGGGCUCCGUUUGUUUUGAUGGGGGAUAACGUGACAUUUGAUUUUACGAAAAAAGGGUAA